AUGCGAUUCUUCACGUCGCGUUAAUUCCCAUGCGUCGACCCACAUUCAACAGUCAUCUUCUGUUUGGACAUUGCAUCUCAUGAUCUUCGCCUCUAUCGAGUUAUCGCACUCUGCGUUACUUAGGCAACCCAGCCAUCGUUGUCUUUUACAUGCACCCAACAGCAUAACGCCUCACCUCUCCUCGAUAUGUCCGUCGCCGAAACCCGAGAGCUCGAUGAGUUGAGCCACGAGAACGGCAGAAUCUCACGCGGCGAUGACGACAUGACGGAAACCAGCAUGGAGCGCAUGCAUGGAGACUCGCUGCCGCCUACGGAUCACGGACGCGGUGCCUAUCUCGCCCUCGCCUGCUGCACCGUCGCUCAAGCUCCCAUUUGGGGUGAGUUUGGCAACCUCGAGCGCGUUCCUUGACGGUCCCCCCCGCCUGGUCGCUAAGAAGACAGGGUAUUCGGUUUCGUUUGGCAUCUUUCAGGAAUACUACAGCAGCUCGUCGACCCGUCUCGACGCCACGCCCGGUGCCAUUGCGUCCAUCGGCGCCGCACAGAUGGGUAUCAUGUAUCUGAUGAUGCCCGUCGCCUUUCUCGCCCUCCAUCGUUACCCUCAUCUUCGGCGCUGGUGCGGACCGUUGGGCCUCGUCAUCACCGUGGCCAGCAUCUCCGCGUCGGCGUUCGUCAGCUCCGUCGCGGGUCUCAUUGCUACACAAGGCGUGCUUUACGCGCUCGGAUGCGGCCUGCUCUUCAGUCCCAUCUCCAUGUACAUGGAUGAGUGGUUUGUAGAGCGCAAGGGCUUUGCCUACGGCGUCAUGUGGGGAGGCAAGUCGGCCGUCGGGGUUGCCAUGCCGUUCGUCUUCAGCGCCCUGCUGCAGCGGUUCGGGCUUCGCGCGACGUUGCUGUCGUGGGCCGUGGCCUCGGCCGUGUUGACGUCGCCGACACUCGUCUUCCUGAAGCCGCGUGUGCCGCUGCCGAGGACCUACCAAGCCCGACCGCUGUCGUUUGGCUUCGUCCGCCACGCGCCGUUCUGGAUGAUGCAGAUUGGCAUCAUCACCCAGUCGUUGGGAUAUCUUAUGCCGAGCACCUACCUCGCCAGCUACGCGUCCGCCAUCGGCCUAUCGUCCGUCACGGGCCCCGUGCUCCUGGCCCUCUUCUCGCUGGCAUCCGUGCCCGGGGCCGUUAUCCAUGGCAUACUCGGCGACAGAAUGUCCGCGACAAAGGUGAUACUCAUCUCUUCACUCGGCAGCGCCCUGCCGGUGUUUCUUCUCUGGGGCCUCAGUCGGCAUCUCGCCAACAUGGUGGUCUUCGUCAUCCUGUACGGCUUCUUCGCUGGUGGCUUCAGCUCCACGUGGUCGGGCAUGCUGCACGAGAUCAAGCGCGACGACACCGGGACGGACACGGCCAUUGUAUUUGGCAUGCUGCUCGGCGGUCGGGGCGUAGGUUUCGUCCUGGGCGGUCCUGUCAGCGGCGCGCUUGUAUCUGCGGGUGGCGCGCUGACCGGUGAGACGCUGGGCUACGCGACCAAGUACGGGCCCAUGAUUCUGUGCACCGGCGUGACGGCCAUUUUGGGGGCGUGGGCGCCGUUUUGGAAGAUGAUUAAGAUUGCGAAAUCGAGAUGGAUUGGCGCUCAUACAGCUCGCAUCUCGGUCCGUCGUGACUGAAGCGUCGAAGGGGGAAGAGCGGCAUCGUCAGGCGACAUGGCUUUGCAUGGAUACGACACAAGCAUUUUGUGAUUAGGGCGAAAUCGUAGGGUGGCUACAAACGGGCAUUGACAGCAAAAUCAACCUUAUUGCGCUUCGUUUCUUGGUCGCUGUUGUGCAAAACGACGCCUCAGGCGGGAUGUCCGCGGCCUCUGCGCGCUCUUUAUGUACGAAGUACAGCGCGGCUGGUCUACUGCUGCUGUUGCAUUCAAGAUUAUGGUCCAUGCAGACAGCGUCACAAUUACAUCAAGACAAGCAGACUCGCCGAGACACUGUCUACUAAGUUAAUACCUCAAGUUCCUCAUUCAAAUCCGGGACUCCGUCGACUCUUUGACUUGCGUCUACCAUCUAUCAAGAACAACUUUUGACGAUGAUCUCGCUCUCGCUGGUCUUGUCAGCGUGUGUGUCCGCAGCCGCAGCCGCCGGCGACGCCUCGAACCCUCACCACUCUUGCGUCUGCUUCCUAUCCUCCGGCGUAUGACCGCGCGGUGCACUGACGGCGCGCAGUGUGCCGACUUGUGUAGCCGAGACAGCCUCCACGGGAAGAUACUGACUCCUGGAAGUGCUGCCUACGAUGCCCAGCUUCAGAUGUACUACUCCGCCAACGCGGCGCAGCGAGCCUGGUGCAUGGCGCUCCCUGAAAACACAUACGACGUUCAGGUCAUCGCCCUCGUUCUCACACGCCAUAAAUGCCCCUUUGGCAUAAAGUCAGGUGCUCAUUCAGUAUGGAAGGGCUCAAAUGGCAUCGCCGAGGGCGUGACCGUUGACUUUGGU
Molecule: messenger RNA, 2461 nt
Organism: Purpureocillium takamizusanense
Lineage: Eukaryota; Fungi; Ascomycota; Sordariomycetes; Hypocreales; Ophiocordycipitaceae
Exons: 1
Coding region: 290-1648 (452 amino acids)
Biological process (GO): transmembrane transport
Cellular component (GO): fungal-type vacuole membrane
Molecular function (GO): transmembrane transporter activity
Source: RefSeq, a predicted model, not a curated record